Saccoglossus kowalevskii is the source of this 738-nucleotide messenger RNA. RefSeq lists its product as uncharacterized. The record is from RefSeq and is a predicted model, not a curated record. Lineage: Eukaryota; Metazoa; Hemichordata; Enteropneusta; Harrimaniidae.
AUGGCGGCGCUGUGCCGGUCGGCUUCGUUACAGAAUAGUCCUUUUAUCAUUUUUAAUUUUUUUAAAAAAUGCCCACCGACUCCUGGAUUCAAGACAUUUGCUGACGAGUGGAAGGCCAUGUGUUCCGUUGUUUUUAAAUACUCCAACGAUAUUUUGUCCGCCCAGCUUCACGAAAAUCUGGAUUCGAAAGGUAAAUAUAAAAUUAUUACUUACCACGAGUUUAGUCGCCGUGGUUAUAACAGUACUGAAGACCCUCCUCUAUCAACACCAGACUGGGGUAAUAUGCUGCAUGGGGCAUACAACGUAGGACAAGAAUUUCACAAAGGAGAGUAUCGGGAGUUGUCAACAAUACACGGUGUACAAUUUGCUCCAACUAUACCUCAGAGUGACAAGUCAGUCUUUAUCAUAGCAUCAUACAGGGCUUCAGAAGAAAUUGCUCUGAAAAACAUUGAAGAGAGAUGGCAGGAGUGGUCAGUGUUAAGAUUCAUAGACCACAGAGCUGGACAUGAUUUGGGAAUGCACAAUUUAGGGAUUUAUAAACGCUUCAGUCGCACUGGCAUUUUUACUUACAUUAUCCGAGGGGAGUUCACUGGUUUGAACGGUGAUAUUACUGCAGGAUGGGAUUUAGUCAAUAAAGUUCGCAGUGCACGGAUGCCGCAUGGACUAGUUUUCGAUGACAUUUCUUUGUAUCGUAUUCGCCCAAGCAAUAUUAUACAGUUAACUGAUAUUUUUAUUUGA